Messenger RNA from Silurus meridionalis, 2078 nucleotides. RefSeq names its product doublesex and mab-3 related transcription factor 2a (gene dmrt2a). Gene Ontology annotation, cellular component: nucleus. Gene Ontology annotation, biological process: sex differentiation; regulation of transcription by RNA polymerase II. NCBI's taxonomy places the organism in Eukaryota, Metazoa, Chordata, Actinopteri, Siluriformes, Siluridae. The record is from RefSeq and is a predicted model, not a curated record. The coding region runs from base 256 to 1770 and encodes 504 amino acids. Gene Ontology annotation, molecular function: RNA polymerase II cis-regulatory region sequence-specific DNA binding; DNA-binding transcription factor activity, RNA polymerase II-specific. The transcript has 4 exons.
GGCAGUAAAUAUCGCGCCCUGACUCACUCCUGUGAUUUUUCUGUGGAGCGUCGAUAUCGAGUAAAGCCACCAUAGACACUUCAAUACGCAACGAAACAGAGCAAAACAAGAGGAUAUAAAAAAAUACCGAGUUUUGGUGGACAGGUGUAUUUCUUCAGGAUCACCACUGGUGCGCGCUUUUGACCUGCAAAUAAAGACCACAACCAACAAACAAUUUGAGAGCUCGAGGGCGCGUCCGCACUGGACUCUUUGACCAUGGCGGAGCUCUCCAGUCCUGAAUUUGAGAUCGACGUGGAGAGUCUGGAGACGGAAGCGGCCGGAGAAGACGAGUCUGGCUGCAGGGAGGACGAAGAGGACAAGGCGAGCCAUGCAACCCACCCGGCAGCAGGGGAUCAGAAAAAGCUAAGCCGCACACCGAAAUGUGCCCGCUGCAGGAACCACGGCGUGGUGUCGUGCCUCAAAGGCCACAAGCGCUUCUGCAGGUGGAGAGACUGCCAGUGCGCCAACUGCCUGUUAGUGGUGGAGCGCCAGCGGGUCAUGGCCGCUCAGGUGGCCCUCAGGAGGCAGCAAGCCACAGAGGAUAAGAAAGGAAUAACAGGGAAGCCAAUACCAGCUGAGAGACGAACUAUCUACCAAAGACACAUGCGCCCUUCCACCAUGCUGGCUAAAAGUAUCUUAGAAGGCUACCGUCCUGUCCAGUCUGACCCUUUCCUGGGUAUGAAUCCAGCUCUGCCACCACCUCUUAGUGACCGCAUGAGAAAAAGACGUGCUUUUGCUGACAAGGAGCUCGAGAGCAUCAUGCUCGAGCGGGAAUACAAAGAGAGGGAACUUCUUGAGUCCAACCAGUCCUCAUCGAGCUCUUUGUUUCUACCGGGCAGCGUAGUGCAUGCUGCCGAGUACAACUCUUACAAGACGGCUUUUUCUUCAUCAUCUGCUCCCACUGUAGCUGCUGAAGCAGCACCCAAGGAGCUGUGUAGCUUCCUACCCAGCUGUCUGGACCUGCCACUGGGUUACAGAGCAGCUGGUGGGGCAGCAAACGUCGAGCUGAUUUCCUCUAAUGUAAGCGUGGCUACUACCUACCGCCAGUACCCACUAUCUUCCCGCUUUGUCAUGUGGCCAAGGGGCGGCAACAACCUAGGUGAUGCUCUCCUCUACCAGCAGUGCCUCCUCAACGCCACUGCAGUGCAGAACCUCAAACCUGGUGCUGUCUGGGACCCCAAAAUGAUGCCAUCAAAUGAGAGUAACUCUCCUGAGCAGGAAUCUGCAGCUUCAGUGGUUUCUAGGCUCGAGGGUUCCCGUGUGGCCCCAGAACCAAGUGAACUACCAACUGGAGAUGCCCAGACAGGAUCAAACAUUAGGGAGCGCUCAGCAUUUUCACCCCCCAAGAAACUUUUUGGAUCAGCAUUUGCCAGUGGACCACUCCCACCAGGAGCUCAUGAACAUUUGUUAAAUAAUAUUAGCAAAGAUAACACCAAGCACACACUGUCUAUGAAGCUGAAUUCCUUUCACUCUCUGAUCCAGCAAACUCUGAACGAGAAGGGUGCUGAUCUGCGGAGCCCCUACUGUAAAGAUCUUCUGGAAGGGGCUGCUAAAAGAUACAGGGACGGAACAGCAAAAGACUCAGCUGGCUUUAAAAGCUCGGAGAGAGCAGUAAAAGACAUGAUGGUUAAGCCAACAGGCACAAAAGUUUCUUCGAAUGAGCCUUUGUCAUUUUCUGUGGAAGCCAUUUUAAAAAGACCCUCACUGCCCAUAAACCGAUCAUCACAGUAAGAUCACCUAUUAACUAAAAGCAAUCACAAAUGUACUUCUGGACUACAAUGUUUGUAUCAUGUGUAUUUAUUUUUUAUUCAUAAUUUUGCUGGUUGUGUUUGUAUGUGAGAGUAAAGACUUGGGUGAAUAUAGCACUCAUUUAUUUCUGAAAACUAGUCCCCUCAACCCAUCUAAUACUUGUGUAAAUAUCAGUGUAAAUAUUAUAGUAUGUGACACAAGCAUGUUAUAAAUGCAGUGUGUAGAGUAUUUAAAAAAGCAUUAGUAAUUUUUACUUUCCAACGUGACAAUAAAAUUUUAUUCAAACUCAA